Sphaeramia orbicularis (orbiculate cardinalfish) is the source of this 4390-nucleotide messenger RNA. RefSeq lists its product as uncharacterized. The coding region runs from base 62 to 3988 and encodes 1308 amino acids. The transcript has 7 exons. NCBI's taxonomy places the organism in Eukaryota, Metazoa, Chordata, Actinopteri, Kurtiformes, Apogonidae. The record is from RefSeq and is a predicted model, not a curated record. Gene Ontology annotation, molecular function: zinc ion binding.
ACCAAACUUUGAAAUUCUCCCGCUCGGUCUGCAAAGCAGAGUAAAGAGAACAGAAGCAGUCAUGGCUUCUGCGUCUUUGUCUGAGGAUCUGACUUGUUCUAUUUGUUUGAGUGUCUUCACUGAUCCAGUCAUCCUCCUCUGUGGACAUUCAUUCUGCAGAGAAUGCAUCACACUCUCUCUGGAUAAACAGCAGCAUUGUCCACAUUGCCGCACACCUGUGCCGACAGAAGGAAACUAUCUUCUAACCAAUCACAUCUUAAAAAGUCUUGCUGAAAAAAGCAAAGAAGCUGCCAAGUUGAAAAGGGAAUACAGAAAUGAGAAGGAGGAGACUGAAUGGUUUUGCCUCGAACAUGAGGAAAAGUUGAAAUUAUUCUGCGUCACAGACCAACAGUUGACCUGUAUUAUCUGCAGAGAUAGUGAGAGACAUGAAGAGCACAAGUUUAAACCAGUCAAAGAAGCAGCUGCGUCUCUGAGGAAGGAUCUGGACAUGUUCAUGCUACAGGUCUCUGCUGAUAUCAGAGGUCUGGAGGGCAUAGCCAACACACAGAGAGAAGAAAUGAUCAAGACAACAGAGAGCUGUAACCAGCUGAAGACCCACAUUAACACCCAGUUUGAGGAAAUGCACAUGUUUCUGAGAAAAAGACAAAAGGAGAUAAAUGAUGAACUGAAAAACAAAGAAGAAGAUGCUCUCAAGAAGAUGAGAUGGAGGUUGAAUAGUCUAGAAACAGCUUUGUCUGAGAAUAGAGAGCUGGAAGGAAAUGUGGCGUCUAUUCUGGAAAACAAAGAGACAGAGAGGUUUUUAGAGACCUGGACUGAUGACGACACGACAAAGACAGCGAAGAAUACCUUCAAGUCGAAGACAGAAAACUUCCAAGUGGAAAAAGCCUCCAUUUCUCUGGGGCCUUAUGAAAGUCACCUGCAGUUUUUUGUGUGGAAGGAGAUGCUUCAGGUCAUCAAACCUCGGGAGGAAAUGCUGUCACUCAGAAAUGAUGAUACAAGUUUGUGUGUGUCCGAAGAUCAACGAAGUUUGAUUUUCUGUAACACAAAAAGAUCCUCUGAUUAUUAUGGACGUAAGCCAACUCAGCCAUACUUCACCAAUAGUAUCGAUACAUUUGCAGGACAGCAUUACUGGGAGAUAGAUGUUGGGGAACUGACUUCUUGGGAAUUAGGAAUAGAAAACAAUUUCCUAACAAUGGAGGGCAAUACCUAUGAAAUCUGCAUAGAAGACAGUUAUGAAACACUAAAAUUUACAGGCAGACCUCGCAGGAUUGGCAUUUACCUCAACUGCUCAUCUAAGGAACUCUCCUUCUAUGAUGCAGACAAAAUGAAGCAUAUUGAAACCAUCAGGCUGAGUUCGAUGCCCUCACAGGUGUCGGCAUAUUUUAAAGUUUCUCAAAGCAAUCCAGAUCACACACCACUGACCGUGUGCUGGUACUGUCCACAGUGUCGAACUUCUUUACCAUCACCAGAGGAAGUGAAGUGUUUACCAACCAGCCACAUCCUGAAGAGUCUGGCUGAAAAGGCGAAGGAGGAAACCAAACAGAGCCACGACAGAGCAGAGCAGCCCCAGCAGAGAAGCCCAGACAGCCCCUUCCCCAGCCUCUUCCACCAGCUCUUCCAGGGGAAUCUCGAGGUGUUCCCAGGUCUCUCCAGUGUGUCCUGGGUGGGCCCCGAGGUCUCCUCCAUGCCCGAAACACCUCCCCAAGGAGGCGUCCAGAGGGCCCAGUGGUUGUGUCCAGAUCAUGAUGAGAAGCUGAAACUGUUCUGUGUCACAGAUCAGCAGUUAACAUGUAUCAUAUGCAGAGACGGAGAAAAGCAUGAUGGACACAAGUUUAAACCAGUCAAAGAAGCAGCUGCAUCUUUGAGGAAGGAGCUGGAAACGGGCAUGGAGACCCUUCCUGCUGAUAUCCUUGCAAUUGAAAGCCUUGCCAACAAACAAAGAGAAGAAAUAACAAAAACCAAAGAGCGGUCCCGUCAGCUGAUGUCCCAGAUGCACAAGCAGUUUGAGGAAAUGCACCAAUUCCUCAGAAAGAGAGAAGACGAGAUCAAAAAUGAGCUGAAGAAUCAAGAGGAAGACGCUGUUGAAGAAAUGACCAAGAGGCUGAUUUCAAUGGAAGCAGCGCUGACGGAGAACAGAGAGCUGGAGGUGAAGGGCGCAGCGGUUCUGAAAAUUACUGACCCUGAGAGGUUCCUAAAAAAGUGGACUGAGGGUAACUGCAUGAAGACCCCAGAACAUUUAUUCAGAUCAAGAGCAAACGAUCUGGAUGUGAUUAAUACAUCUCUCUUCCUGGGUCCAUAUGAAAGUCACCUGCAGUUCUUCAUGUGGAAGGAGAUGCUGCAGGUGAUCCAGCCUCGAGCAGAACUGCUGUCUCUGAGAAAUGAUAAUGUUAAUGUGUCUGUGUCUGAUGAUAGACAGGAUCCACCACCAGCCAUGGCUGCAUCUGUUUACGCAGAAGAUCUGACCUGUUCCGUCUGUUUAAGUCUCUUCUCUGAUCCAGUGACUCUCCUCUGUGGUCACUCUUUUUGCAGAAAAUGUAUUACAGAUUCUCUGACCACACAGUGUCCGCUGUGUCAAGUAUCUUUCCCUUCAUCAGACGAAGUGAAGUGUUUACCAACCAGCCACAUGCUGAACACUCUGGCUGAAAAGGCCAAGGAAGCUGCGCACAAAACAAACCCGGACCAAACACAGGAGAGACCAGAGGCCCAGUGGUUGUGUCCAGAUCAUGAUGAGAAGCUGAAACUGUUCUGUGUCACAGAUCAGCAGUUAACCUGUCUCAUAUGCAGAGACGGAGAAAAGCAUGAUGGACACAAGUUUAAACCAGUCAAAGAAGCAGCUGCAUCUUUGAGGAAGGAGCUGGAAAACUGUGUAGAAAAGAUUUCUGCUGAUAUCCUUGCUAUUGAAAGCCUCGCCAACAAACAAAGAGAAGAAAUAACAAAAACCAAAGAGCGAUCCCGUCAGCUGAUGUCCCAGAUGCACAAGCAGUUUGAGGAAAUGCACCAAUUCCUCAGAAAGAGAGAAGACAAGAUCAAAAAUGAGCUGAAGAAUCAAGAAGAAGACGCUGUUAAAGAAAUUAUCAAGAAACUGAGUUCAAUGGAAACAGCGCUGAUGGAGAACAGAGAGCUGAAGGUGAAGUGGAGAGGAGCUCUGAAAACAGACGAGUCUGAGAGGUUCCUAAAAAACUGGACCAAGGGUAAGGACAUGAAGACCCCAGAACCUUCAUUCAGACCAAGAAAAAAUGAUCUGCCUGUGAUAAAUAGGCCUCUCUUCCUGGGUCCAUAUGAAAGUCACCUACAGUUCUUCAUGUGGAAGGAGAUGCUGCAGGUGAUCCAGCCUCAAGCAGAACCGCUGUCUCUGAGAAAUGAUAACGUUAAUGUAUCUGUGUCUGAUGAUAGACGUAGUUUGUAUUGUGCUCCCAAAAACAGCCAGAAUCCGGAAAUUGUCUUUGGACAGUCCUCCUUGAGGACCGCACUCAAUGCCCCCUUCAACUUUUCUAGUCCCAGUGGGUACACUAGACAACCACAGGGUAAAUCCAGUUUCGUAUUUGGCUCACCUGCACUCUCCACUGGUGGUGGGUCUCUUUUUGGAUCUAAAAGCCAUCAUGAUCAAUACCAUGACAGUUUUCCUGCAGUGCCUGAUAAUACAUACAAUGUAUUCAGCACCAAUGUGUUCACUUCAGGACAGUGUUACUGGGAGGUAGAGGUCGGGCAUAGGGACUAUUGGAAACUAGGGAUAAAAGAUUAUUUCUUAAAAUAUGAAAAUAGAAAGUUUGUCACCAGUGCAAACACCAUGCUGACGUUCAAAAACACACCUCGGAAGAUUGGGAUUUACCUGGACUGCUCCUCUAAAAAGCUGAGCUUUUAUGACGCAGACAACAUGACAUGUAUUCACACUAUGAGCUGCAGCUCCAUGUCAGUACCAGUGUCAGCAUAUUUUAACAUCAGAUACAAAGAACCAGAUCAUAACCCACUGACAGUGUGCUGGUACUGAACAGCGGAUAUAGGCUACGUUCUGAUUUUUUUGCCCAUAUGUGACCUGCAGGGUGCGAUUUGUCAAAAAACAGGGAAGGGUGUUUUCUGGGAGGGGGAGUUCAGAGCAGGGGGGUGGUCCAUAACUAACAUAAGUAACACUGGCGUCAAACGAAAGUGAAACUUUACAUACUUUCAAUGUCCAUCUCUCGGGUUCUGUUCCUUCAUUACACAGCAGAUCUUACCCCCCUUUUACGACGCUCCAGUGCAUGGAGACAUUCGCAAAUCUUGAGGCUGCAGACAGUUCAGUUCAGGUGAACAUUAGAGCCACUAAUGUAGGAUAUAGGUGUAAGAAAACUGUCACAACCUGCCUCUCAUUUCAGCUGGUUGGUUGUCCCCCCAGAGGAUGAAAUUCUUUGAGCAG